Messenger RNA from Oryza brachyantha (malo sina), 1689 nucleotides. RefSeq names its product probable fucosyltransferase 8. Bases 1 to 1689 code for a protein of 562 amino acids. Gene Ontology annotation, cellular component: membrane; Golgi apparatus. The transcript is spliced from 2 exons. The record is from RefSeq and is a predicted model, not a curated record. Gene Ontology annotation, biological process: xyloglucan biosynthetic process; cell wall biogenesis. NCBI's taxonomy places the organism in Eukaryota, Viridiplantae, Streptophyta, Magnoliopsida, Poales, Poaceae. Gene Ontology annotation, molecular function: galactoside 2-alpha-L-fucosyltransferase activity.
AUGCCGGCGAAGGGGAAGAGGACUGGCGGCGGCGGCGCGGCCGCGGGCGCGACGGUGGCGCGCGUGUUCGUCGUCGUCUGCCUCAUGAUGGCGCCGUUGCUCCUGGUGCUGGUGCUCGGUGGGUGGGCCGGCGCGUCCACGGUUUGGCAGAGCGCGACCUGGCUGACCUCUAUGACUUCAGGAUUCACGAACGCAUCCCACCACAGCGCCACCGACGCGGCCAACGGCGCCGACGAGCUCUUCGGCGGCUUGCUCGCGGCCGGCGGCUUCGACCGCGGCGCGUGCCUGAGCCGGCACGAGUCCCCGCGCUACUACAAGCACUCGCCAUUCGCGCCGUCCCCCUACCUCCUGCAGAAGCUCCGCGACUACGAGGCGCGGCACCGGAGGUGCGGCCCCGGCACGCCGCUCUACGCCAAGUCCGUCGAGCAGCUCCGGUCCGGCCACAGCUCGGAGGUCAUGGAGUGCAACUACGUCGUCUUCAUCCCCUACAAUGGCCUCGGCAACCGCAUGCUGACGCUGCUCUCAUCCUUUCUCUACGCGCUGCUCACCGAACGCGUCCUCCUCGUCGACUUCCCCGGCGACUUCACCGACCUCUUCUGCGAGCCGUUCCCGGGAGACGCGACGACGACGUGGCUGCUCCCGUCGGACUUCCCCGUCGUCGACCUGCUGAGGCUCGGGGUGCACUCCAACCAGUCGUACGGGAACCUCCUCGGCGCCAAGAAGAUCACCGGCGACCCAGCGAAGGACACGCCGGUGUCCGUGCCGCCGUACGUGUACCUCCACCUGGCGCACAACCUCCAACGCGCCGACGAGCGCUUCUACUGCAACGACGACCAGCUCGUGCUCCGCAAGGUGAACUGGCUGCUGGUGCAGAGCGACCUCUACUUCGUCCCGUCGCUGUACGCCAUUCCGGAGUUCCAGGACGAGCUCCGGUGGCUGUUCCCGGCGAAGGAGAGCGUGACCCAUCUUCUUGGCCGCUAUCUUCUCCACCCUUCCAACACCGUGUGGGGCAUGGUCACGCGGUACUACCACUCCUACCUGGCUCCGGCGGCGGAGAGGAUCGGCGUGCAGAUCAGGAUGUUCUCCUGGGCGUCCAUCCCGGUCGACGACAUGUACAAGCAGCUCCUCGCGUGCUCCCGGCAGGAGCACAUCCUGCCGGACAUCGACGGCGACACGCCGGCGCCAGCAACAACCGGCGGCGCCAGGACGAACGCGACCGGCCGACGAGCCGGCACGACGGCCAUCCUGGUCGCGUCGCUGCAGGCGGACUACUACGAGAGGCUGAAGACCACGUACUACGAGCACGGCGGCAGCGGCGGCGGCGGCGGCUGGGUCGGCGUGUUCCAGCCGAGCCACGAGGAGCGGCAGGACACCGGGAAGCGCGGGCACAACCAGAAGGCGCUCGCCGAGAUCUACCUGCUCAGCUUCUCCGACGUGCUGCUCACCACCGGCGUGUCCACGUUCGGGUACAUGAGCAGCGCGCUCGCCGGGCUACGGCCGGCGAUCCUGCUCUCGGCGGCCAACCACAAGGUCCCCGAGACGCCGUGCGCGCGCAUCGUCUCCAUGGAGCCCUGCUUCCACAAGCCGCCCACCGUGCAAUGCCAGGGCAAGGCGGCUGUCAACGAGAACGUGACACGGCACAUCAAGCCAUGUGAGGAUUUUCCCCAAGGCACUAAGCUGUUCGAUUAA